Messenger RNA from Stylonychia lemnae, 3246 nucleotides. The record is from the annotation of a GenBank genome assembly. Lineage: Eukaryota; Ciliophora; Spirotrichea; Sporadotrichida; Oxytrichidae.
AUGGCAGCUGUUUUAGUCAGUAAUACAAAUUUUAAGACAGUUGUCAAGUCAUGUCCGCAUGAAAAGAUCAUAAAAUACAAGAAUUUUUAGCAUUGCUCAGAUUGUGGACUUCUUUUAUAGUUAAAAGAAUAAGAAUAAAUCACAGUUCUUCGAUAAGAUGACUUGAAACACGAUGCUGAUGUCUCUCCCGCUGAGCUUUUGCAAACCCUUAUUUAGGAUGAGUAGUUUUUCACUCAUGUUAAAUAUAAUGAAUCCCAAAUCCACCCAGAUAUUAUCAACUACAAAAAGGUCUUAAUUGAUUGGCUUUUUGAAAUCGGCUAAAGAUUUUAUCAAUCAAACUUGACCAUCCAUAUUGCUAUAGCUUAUUUAGAGAGAGCGUAUUAAAAUGGAUUAAAUAGAACUAAAGAUAAUAAGUUAAAAACUGAUAACUAACUGAGGGUGUUGGCAGUAACUUGCCUUCUUCUAGCUUCGAAAUAUGAUGAAUUAGAUGACAGAAUACCAUUUAUCAAUGAUAUGAGUAAGAUUCUUAAGAAGAUUGCUUCUAUAAACCAUGCAGAUGUUCUCAAGUUAGAAACUGAGGUAUUAUUCAGUUUAAACUGGGAUUUGAUUGUAAUUACUCCUCUGCAUUUUGUUUACUCAAUUACAUCUCAAGGCUGCGUAUUUGAGUAAAGCGAUAAUGUUCAGCUCAAAAUCCAAAAUAAGAAUAAACUUAAGACAGAAAGCUCAUUACAAAUUCGAGAGAAGAGGCCAAUUAACUCAAAGACUUUACAAAAUUUGAGGAAAUAUGCUGAGUUUUUUGCUGACCUAAGUACUCACUUGUAUGAGCUUAAAAAAUAUAAAUGCUCAUAAGUUGGACUUGCUUGCGUGGUAUGUGCAAGAAAAAUGGUUAAUAUUAUCCCAGUUUGGAACUAAAAUUUAAAAGAUAUGACAACUUUAGAUUAUAAAGAAAUCGAGAAACCUUUCAAGAUCUUAUUUACAUUUUACAAGUAAUGCUUCACGAAAGGGUCUCCGUCUUCAGCAAAAGAAAACUAAAUUUCUCAAAUUUAAGUAAACUAGUCUUCUCAAAAUAUAAAUUAGAUUUCUGCUAUUGCCUUGACUUUGGAUUUAUCUCAAAAUCAUAGCUCAUCUAAGAGCACUGAUGUAUUUGAUGAGAAAACUCUCUAAGCAUUAACAUAAAGGAGGUAAACUUCGAAAGUAGCUUCAAAUCCUAUUAAAGUCAACUUGAUGGAGUUUCCCUAGUAACUAGGAAUAAAAACUACUCGGUAAUCUGAUAUAAAUGGAAAAGAUAAAUCCAAAAUCAACCUAAUGAGUGUCAAUAAAACUCUCGCAAAUGGUCUCAUUUAAUAGCCAAAACUUAAAUGCAAUUCUAGCAAAAAUCUGAUAAACGUCAAAAAAAACCCUAGCUAGCAUGAGAUUCUGCUAUCACAACCUUAGGAGUAUUAGAUGGUGAAAUAGAAAGCAGUCAGUAAAAAGACUUAAGAUAAGAUGGCUCUAUCUUCGGCGUAUUCAACUGCCUCCAAUAUUGCCAACUUGAAUAAUAUUCAAUAAAACAAUAGCAAAAAUAUUUCAAGAUCCCAAGACCCAAUUCUUAAGCAGAAACUUGCCAUUUAAAAUAGCUAGAAAAGCUUUUCAAGCAACCAUUAAGCUUUCUUGUUUAAUCCUAAGAAUGAGUAUUUUGGUAUGUAAGUACCUACUGAAAACCCUUCUAAACUUAAAGUGACAAUAUCUUAAUCGAUAUCUCCUGGGAAAUAAUAAGUCAACAAUGAUAUAAAAAGUGAGAUUGUAUUUCAUAGCAGUAAUAACAAUAGCAAAGGAGUUGGUGCAAUCUCUACUAUCUUAAAGCCACUCACUCAAUAAUUUACUCAACAUAUAAUCCAACCUUGGGAAGUAACUAUGUACUAAAACCUUAAUAAAUCAAAUGGUAUCCUAGAGUACAGUAAAUGGUUUUAGCAAUAUCAACUAGACAAUGAAUUUUUGUCUGCCUAAUUAAUAGCCCUCUAGAAGAUAGAGCUUGCAAAAGAAUAAUAGUUCCUAAUAGAGUAACAGUUCAAACUUAGCUUCGUCUAUUACUACUCAAAUGAAUACUUAGUCUCCUAGUCCUAAAACGUAAUUAUAUUUAAGGACAAGACUGAAUCAUCUACUGAACUUAACAGCUGUCGAGAAGUCAAAAAAGUCAAUACAGAUAAUACAAAAGAGAUGAUAAUAAUGAUGCAAAAUAAAUUAGAGAUGAGUAAAAAAUCUAAAUCUGUCGAGAGCCUAAUGAACAUGUAAGGAUUAAAUUAAAGAAAAGCAAUAAUAAAUCAAAUUGCUUCAAAAAUGGUAAAGGGCCGAGACUUUAGUUAAAAGAAUAAAUAAAUCCUCAAAAAGAAACUCUAAAACGCUGCAAAUCCCUUAUGCAACGAAACAAGUAUAUUAGCAUCAGCUGAUUUUACAUACUAAUCUUCAAACCAAUCAUAAAGAGUGCAGCCCAAUAAUAAUUAAACACAAUGUAACUUUGGGCUUAACAACUCUAACACAUUCAAUUUGUAAAACACGUCCAAUUCACAGAGUUAAAUUAUGCAGGUAUCUAAGCAAACAAUUAAAAAUAGCCAGAAAAAGAAACCAAAGGUACCCAUACUAAAUACCUAGGCUAUAGAUGCCACAAAAAAGAGAAUUCUAAGCAUAUUAAACACAAAAUUAACUAAGAAAUUAGUAUAACCUUAGAUUGCAUAGCUCCAGAUGUCCCUUAAUAAAUGCAACUCAAGUACUUACUUAGGCACUUCUUAGUUAAACUAGUCCUCAAUGUUUAGUCUUAAGACUCAUUCUGCUAGAGAUAAUUCCUCAUUCCCCACUCAUUAGCUAUAGAUAUAAAACUCUUCAACAAAUAAUUUAACUGCAUAGUGUACAGCUAGAUAGUCUCUAGCUGCCACUUCUAAUAAAACAAACAUUAUUGAGAUGCAAAGUAGCAAUAAACUAAUCCAAUCCUAAAAUGCUUAAUAGCUACAAGCAAAUCAAUUAUAAUCUCAAUAGGUGCAAGUGAAUAAUAAAGCGAAAUUUGAAAAAAGACUUUCAAUGCAAAGAAUGAAUUAAAAUCACACAAUUUAAUGUGGCAAAGGAGGCCCAAUAUCUCAAUGUCCAUCUACAAGCUAUCUAUAUGUUGUAGAUGAGGAAGAGAAAAUACAAUCUAUCACUAACUCAAUAUACUCUUUGUAAAAACAAAAGACCAUUUAAUGCAAGAAACAGCAUCAGCUGCAAUAAAAUCAGUGA